Molecule: messenger RNA, 328 nt
Organism: Racocetra persica
Lineage: Eukaryota; Fungi; Glomeromycota; Glomeromycetes; Diversisporales; Gigasporaceae
Source: the annotation of a GenBank genome assembly
AUGUUGACCCCGAAAAGAAAAUAUUUUUCGUCUUUUUCGGGAAAUUGCGGUUCACCAAAUAAAAGCAAUAAUAUUAGGACAAGACCCUUAUCACCUACCCGAAAUCUUAAUUGUGUUUCUCCCACUAAAGGCGAUUUGCUCCCCUGGGUUAAAGAAGGAGUUUUUUUACUUAAUACUGCCUUAACGAAAGCUAAAAGAAUCGGUGAAGAAUGUCAAAUUGACAGUGAAUAUAGCCUGGCUAGUGCUCACCCCUCUCCUUAUAGUGCCGAACACGGAUUUUUUGGCUCCUGGCAAUGUUUGCAACAACCUUCUCCUAAAUUUCCUUCCG